GUUUUUACAACCACUUAACCUAUUUUCUGGCUGCUGGUGCUGUUAGUUUGGGGAUUGGUUUCUUUGCUUUAGCAUCUGCUUUGUGGUUCCUGAUCUUCAAACGGAGAGAAAUAUUCCCAAAUUCCAAAGUUAAAUCAGUUGAUGAGAAGUUGAAGCAAAGAUCAUCCAAAUCGAAGGUUAAAUCUCAGUCUCAGAGCGUUUUCAUUUCUCAAAACUUUCAUGCUGGCCAACCCCAGCCACAGGUGGAGCGGAGAGGGAAAGAAGCAGCACAAACCAAAGAAGUUGACAAUCAUACUAAAGAUGAACUGUGGCCUGAGACAAAACCCGUCAGCCCUGAUCCAUCAGUGAUAACCUCAACAGUAAAUGGCAGCAGCAUGGCAAUGAGCUUCUCAACCUCACCCUCCAAUUCCUGCUGCAGCCGAAGCAUAGAAGCAACUGAAGACUGGUUUUUUGAUGCUUCUCAAGCAGAGAAUUCUCCAAAGCCUUUUCUUGGGGAGCCUCUGGAAGAAAACGUGCUCUCAUACUUGUCAACCAUUUCAUUUGAAGAGUGGCCUGGAAAUGUGAAUAUGACACUUGAUGGUGAUGAGAAAGACGAAGGCAUUAAGGGAAUGUUUUCACAGAAAAAUCCAGAGGUUGAAAUGCAAAAACCUUCACUAUAA
Messenger RNA from Nannospalax galili (Upper Galilee mountains blind mole rat), 659 nucleotides. It is a transcript of the gene CUNH1orf185, whose product is annotated as chromosome unknown C1orf185 homolog. The annotation marks the transcript as partial. Lineage: Eukaryota; Metazoa; Chordata; Mammalia; Rodentia; Spalacidae. The transcript is spliced from 4 exons. The record is from RefSeq and is a predicted model, not a curated record.